Dovyalis caffra is the source of this 1536-nucleotide messenger RNA. The record is from the annotation of a GenBank genome assembly. Lineage: Eukaryota; Viridiplantae; Streptophyta; Magnoliopsida; Malpighiales; Salicaceae.
AUGAUUUUUGGGGAAGAUAAUGAUACCCAGUUUGAAGGUUUGUCAGAGCAUUUUUCACUGCCUUCUAGUGAAGACGAUGAUUCCCAGAUGGAUAAUUAUGCUCCUGGGGAUGUGAGUGUUGAUAGUGUUGUUGGAGAAGAGAAUGAGGUUGGAGAAGAGAAUGAGGAGAGUGAGGCUUAUGAGAUAGAUGUGGAGAAGUUAGAGAAAGUGUUGUCUCUGUUGCAAAGUAGUGUUGAUGGGUCUUUAGAGUCAACUCUUGAUAGUCUUAGCUUGGAUUUACAUGAGGAGUUUUUGGUGAAAGUGCUCGAGACUCCGCUUGUUUUGGGGGAGAAUUUGAUUAGGUUUUUUAAAUGGGCGAUGAAGAAGCAGGAUCUUAGUGUCAAUACUCAUGUAAUUGAUGCGCUUGUUUGCUCUAUAUGUAAUAGUGAUCUUAGAAGAAAAAAUGCUUAUGCCUUGUGGGAUUUGGUUAGGGAAAUUGGUGAAAAGAAUGAUGGUUUGGUGAGUAUAGCGAGUCUUAAUCAGUUGAUAGCUUUGUUGUCUAAGUUAGGUAAAGGGAAGGCUGCUUUAGAGGUUUUUGACAAAUCAAAGGAUUUUGGCUGUGUCCCGGAUUCAAACACGUAUUAUUAUACAAUUGAAGCUCUUUGUAGGCGCUCGUUUUAUGAUUGGGCAUGGAUGGUUUGUGAGAAGAUGCUGGAUAAAGGAACCUUGCCUGAUAGUGAGAACAUUGGUAAGAUUAUUUGUUGGUUAUGUAAAGGGAGUAAGGCAAAGGAUGCCCACACAGUUUAUAUAUUGGCAAAGGAGAAGAACAAGUGCCCACCUAAGUCUGCUCUCCAUUUUUUGAUUGGAUCACUAUGCCGGGAUGAUGGAACUGUCAAAUUAGCUUUGGAGAUGUUGGAUAGUUUCGAAGGAGAAGUACGAAAGUAUGGUAUUAAGCCUUUUUCAUCUGUCAUUCGUGGUUUGUGUAGGAUCAAAGAUCUUGAUGGUGCUAAACAGUUACUUUCUAAGAUGAUUGCAGAGGGCCCACCUCCUGGCAAUGCUGUUUUUAAUACAGUAAUCAGUGCCUAUUGUAAGGAUGGAUGUAUGAAGGAGGCAAUAGAGAUUAUGAAGCUUAUGGAAAGUCGGGGUCUGAAACCAGAUGUGUACACGUAUACUGUUAUUAUGAGUGGUUAUUCAAGUGGUGGCCAGAUGGAGGAGGCACGCUCCAUACUAUCUGAAGCCAAAAAGAAGCACUCUAAGCUGAGUCAUGUAACUUACCAUACACUUAUUCGAGGGUAUUGCAAACUGGAGCAGUUUGACAAAGCUUUGGAGUUGUUGAGAGAAAUGGAGAAGUUUGGGGUUCAGCCUAAUGUAGACGAGUACAAUAAGUUGAUUCAAUCUCUUUGCUUAAAGUCUUUAGAUUGGGGAACAGCAGAGAAGCUGUUUGCAGAAAUGAAGGAGAAAGGCUUGUAUCUAAAUUCAAUCACUCGGAGCCUUAUAACAGCAGUCAAGGAGCUGGAGGAGGAGGGGUUAGCAAAAGAAGUAAGCAUUGAAGCCUGA